Messenger RNA from Solea senegalensis (Senegalese sole), 1328 nucleotides. It is a transcript of the gene abraxas1, whose product is annotated as abraxas 1, BRCA1 A complex subunit. The record is from RefSeq and is a predicted model, not a curated record. Gene Ontology annotation, biological process: mitotic spindle assembly; protein K63-linked deubiquitination; attachment of spindle microtubules to kinetochore. The coding region runs from base 68 to 1135 and encodes 355 amino acids. Gene Ontology annotation, cellular component: nucleus. The transcript has 9 exons. NCBI's taxonomy places the organism in Eukaryota, Metazoa, Chordata, Actinopteri, Pleuronectiformes, Soleidae. Gene Ontology annotation, molecular function: polyubiquitin modification-dependent protein binding; microtubule binding.
UUUCCCGUGCGGUUAUGUGGCGCAGCGGUGACAUUUGGAACAAUGAUGUUUGUUGUGAGGAAGCAGCAUGGCGGAGCCGUCUGUUCAAAUGUCCGGGAUUGUUUUAGCUUCUCUCAUGUUCCAGCAUGUUAACAGCAACACUGACGUGGAGGGUCUGGUCCUUGGACAGAGCAGGGUCGACGAGCAGAUCACCAUCAGUGACUCUCAGGCUGAUCACAUUCACAUUGAGGAGGUUUACAAUGUUCAGAAAUAUGUUGCAUUCCAUGAACCAAACCACCUUUACAACAGUGUAGGAGACGUGGACAUGGAGGCAGUAAAGAAAAUCCUCGCAGAUGACAAGCAGCAGAGUGUGAUUGGCUGGUACAGACAGAGGAGGAACACGGAGCAGCAGAUGACCUUCAGAGAAAAGAUUGUCCAUGAGAAGCUGAGGACGUCUCUGUCCAACCCUCAUCUGGUGUUUGUGCUGCUCACAUCCACUCAGGUGACAUCAAUAGGCUCCACCCACAGGAUGGAGUACGCCGCCUUCAUCUCCCUCAGCAGUCACUUCCUGCGCGUCCCUGUGCUCGUCACUAACCUGGGUUUACUGGAUCAGCUGGCGUACUGGAAAACGUCGGCUCCCUUUUCGGCCACAGGCUAUAACCUCGCCAUGAAGAAACACGGGUCAAGGUUCUUCUCGACUAACGGGCUCCUGAAAGAAGUCAACGAAAUGAACAAGAUGAAUGAGUCACUGCAGACGGAGCUUCAGAAAGCGUGUGCAGACGUGGAAGAGACCGAGCGUCAGGUGGAAACACUGCAGGCUGAAGUUUCGGCUCUAAGGAAAAUAAUUGAAGAAAAGAAGCGAGGCAAAGCUGGAAAGGAAACUGUCGCCGUUCCCUCAGAAGAGAAAAACAACGUCCUGUUGUGCGACGCCGUUAAAGCGCUCUUCUCCUGCUCGCCACUGUUUCACACUCAAACUGUAACCCUUGAUGCAUUUCCCAUUCCGGACGGCUGCUGCAGCUCUGGGAGCAACGGACACGUUUCCAUGGCGGCGCAGACCAAGUCUGACGUGCCAAACUCGAGCACGGCAACGACGAACUGUCAGCUGAGGCAAACGUUGGCGAGGAGGAAGAGGAAACGGUGGAACACCGAGUCGUGACACGACGAUGCGUUUGCUGACACACGGGAGUAACACUGUAAUAACACAGACUCUAUUUUCACUUGUCAAGUCUACGAAGACAUGAUGUCAUCAAACCUUCAGGUCGAAAACUGUUCAGAUACAAACUUUUACAAACCAGUUAAUGUUAUUUUGAAAACCGGUCAACCACUUUUAAGAAAUAAAUUUUUUUUUC